AUGUCUUGCGCUGAAGCUUGCUCCUUGCCCACAGGACCUCUUCCCGGCGGGCGCGUCCAACGCCGGCGGGGGCGGCGGCGGCGGCGGCGGAGUGGCGGUGGCCGUGCAGCCNNNNCCCCGCCGGCCUCCGCCCCGGCGCCUGUGCACGAGGGCGCGGGCGCGGGCGACGCCGCGGGCGACGCCCUGCUGCCGGCGCACCCGCACCUCAACCUGCUGCACCCGCCCGAGUCAGCGCUGGCGCCGCAAGUGCACCUCAUCGGCCCGCCCCCGCCGGCCCCGCAACUCUUCCAGCACCUGCAGCUGCAGGCGCAGCACCAGCUCCAGGAUCAACAGAAACUCCAGGCUGAACAACAGUUGCAAGCGCAGUACCACUUCCAUGCGCAACAACACAUUCACGCUCAGCAGCAAAUUCAAGCUCAGCAGCAAAUUCAAGCGCAGCAGCAAAUUCAAGCCCAGCAGCAAAUUCAGGCUCAGCAGCAAAUUCAAGCUCAACAGCAGAUUCAAGCUCAGCAGCAACUAGAAGCUCAACAGCAACUGGAGGCUCAGCAGCAUCUCCAGAACCAGCAGCAUCUGCAGAUGCAACAGCAAAUCCAGCAAGAGCAACUCAAGGCACAACACCAACAUCAACAGCAAAUUCAAGUACAGCAACAACAGCUUCAACAUCAACAAGAACUCCAACAACAGCAAGAGCAGCAACAGUUCCUGGAGGUGGCGCUGCACGCCUCGGGCCAUGAGCCUCAGGCGCAGGCGUCGCACCAGCUGGUGGUGGCGUCGAGCAGCCAGGGCGGGGGCCAGGGCGGGGGCCAGGGCGGGGAGCCCAACUUGCUCUCGUGCACGGCGUCCGGCCACUACCAGGUGCAGGACGUGCUGCCAGCUGCAUCCGAGGAGCAGGCGGUUGCUGGAUCUGUGCUGUACGAGGCGCUGGACCUUGGGCAGGUAAGCAGGAGCAGCAGCUGCAGCAGCACCACCUGGUGGCGGUGGGCACCCCGCGCGGCCGCGCUCUGCCCGCCGGCGCCGCCCCACCGCCGCCCCCGCCGGCCGCCCCCGCGUCCCCCUCUCGUGGCGCGCGCCAGCAGCGCCCCGCCUGCAGAGCCGCACCUUCCGCUGCCCCGCCCCGCCCACCCGGCCCCGCCCACGGCCCCGCCCACGGCCCCGCCUCACGGCCCCGCGGCAGGGGCGUACCUGCCGCGCUUCUUCCGGGCCCCGCGCCCCAACGCGCUCCCGCAGCCCUUCAAGACGGCGCGCGCCUACUACGGGUCUUACGGCCACCACGCGCACUGA
Messenger RNA from Gryllus bimaculatus (two-spotted cricket), 1281 nucleotides. The record is from the annotation of a GenBank genome assembly. NCBI's taxonomy places the organism in Eukaryota, Metazoa, Arthropoda, Insecta, Orthoptera, Gryllidae.